AUGGAGAAUAAUCAAACACUGAUCACAGAAUUCAUCCUGCUAGGAUUUCCUCUUGGCCCUGAGAUGCAGCUGUUCCUUUGUAUCAUUUUCUCACUAUUUUAUAUCCUCACCCUGCUGGGAAAUGCAGUAAUAUUAGGUCUCAUCUGUUUGGACUCCCGACUUCACACUCCCAUGUACUUCUUCCUCUCACAUUUGGCCAUUGUUGACAUCUCCUAUGCCUCCAAUAAUGUCCCAAAGAUGCUGGCAAACUUUCUCAGCAAAACUAGUACCAUUUCAUUUGCUCCAUGUAUAACACAGACCUUUUUAUACAUGGCUUUCGCCCACACAGAGUGUCUUAUCUUGGUGGUGAUGUCCUAUGAUCGCUAUGUGGCAAUAUGUCACCCCCUCAGAUAUACUGUCAUCAUGAGCUGGAGAUUGUGUACCACCUUGGCCAUUAUUUCCUGGAUAUUUGGCUCCCACCUGGCCCUUGUCCAUGUGCUUCUCCUCCUGAGGUUGCCUUUCUGUGGGCCCCAGAAAGUCAAUCAUUUCUUCUGUGAACUCCUUUCUGUGCUCAAGCUUGCCUGUGCAGAUACCAGGCUAAACCAACUUGUAAUCUUUAUUGCUUCUGUAUUUAUCCUUGUUGGGCCCCUCCUCUUGGUCCUGGUCUCCUAUAUGUAUAUUCUCCGUGCCAUCCUGCGAAUCCAGUCUGGAGAAGGUAGAAAAAAAGCUUUCUCUACCUGUUCCUCUCACCUCUGUGUGGUUGGGCUCUUCUUUGGUAGCGCCAUUGUCAUGUACAUGACUCCUAACACCAGUCACCCUGAAGAACAACAGAAAAUCCUCUCUCUAUUUUAUAGCCUCUUCAAUCCUACACUGAACCCUCUGAUAUAUAGUCUGAGGAAUUCAGAAGUGAAGGGUGCUUUGAGGAGAGCACUGGGGAAGGAUAGACCAAGAUGA
This is a messenger RNA of Gracilinanus agilis (Agile Gracile Mouse Opossum), 933 nucleotides long. Its product is annotated as olfactory receptor 2A5. Gene Ontology annotation, cellular component: membrane. The record is from RefSeq and is a predicted model, not a curated record. The transcript has a single exon. Gene Ontology annotation, biological process: G protein-coupled receptor signaling pathway. The coding region runs from base 1 to 933 and encodes 310 amino acids. Lineage: Eukaryota; Metazoa; Chordata; Mammalia; Didelphimorphia; Didelphidae. Gene Ontology annotation, molecular function: olfactory receptor activity; G protein-coupled receptor activity.